Messenger RNA from Paramormyrops kingsleyae, 2132 nucleotides. The record is from RefSeq and is a predicted model, not a curated record. NCBI's taxonomy places the organism in Eukaryota, Metazoa, Chordata, Actinopteri, Osteoglossiformes, Mormyridae.
CAGUGAAGGUACACAGGAUGAGGAAGUGAGUGUCAGUCUCCACAGAUCUGGGCUCAGUGACACACACACGUAUGGAUCCUCUGAUGCUCCUGUUUCUUCUCAUUGCUGGGCUCACAGGUGCUGACAGUGAGUCCAGAAGGAGACAGGUGUCUGUGCUGAGUGGAGGAUCUGUUACCAUCCCAUGUUUCUAUGGUGACAGAUAUAAAAGACAUGUGAAAUACUGGUGCAAAAAGAAUGAUAGGGAUGCAUGUACUCCCAUAGUACACAGUAACUCUCCACAGGAGGGUAAAGUGUCAAUCAGAGAUGAUCCUGACCAGCGAGUUUUCACUGUGACCAUCAACAAUCUGACAACUGGGGACUCUGGUUAUUUCCGGUGUGGUGUGAAGAUCAGUGGAGGUUCAGAUGAUGGAGAUCAGGUUGUCCUGUCAGUGACUGAUGGUGUGUCCACAGUGAAAUGGAUGCGUGUACAGAGAAGAGGAUCUGUUACCAUUCCAUGUUUCUAUAGUGACAGAUAUAAAACUCAUGUGAAAUACUGGUGCAGAGGGAAUAAUAGAGAUUCAUGUACUCCCAUAGUACACAGUGACUCUCCACAGGAGAGUAAAGUGUCAAUCAGAGAUGAUCCUGACCAGCGAGUCUUCACUCUGACCAUCAACAAUUUCACACAUGGGGACUCUGGUUACUACUGGUGUUGUGUGGAGAUCAGUGGAGCCUCAGAUCCUGGAGAUUGGGUUUCCCUCUCAGUCACUGAUGGUUCCUCAAGGCUGUCAGUGGACAAACAGGAGGUGACGGGUGUGGAAGGAGACAGUGUCAGUGUUCAGUGUCACUAUGGAUACAGUGUAAAUAAGAAGCUGUGGUGUAAGAUCGGGGGCACCUGUGUGUCAGAGAGAUCUGGGAGCUGGGAUCUGGAUGGGAGGCCUGUCCUGAUCAGGGAUGACACAGGAAAUAGAGUCUUCAUUGUGACAAUGAGGGGACUGGAGAGGAAGGACACUGGCUGGUACUGGUGUGAUGCUGGAGGCUUGCAGAUCCCAGUUCAUAUUACUGUCAAACUAAUAACCAUCACUGAAUCACAUGAAGAAGAUGGAGGGAAUAAUGAUAAACUGAGAUCCUUGGUCCAGCUGGCUCUGUAUGUAGGACUAGGCUUAUUGGUGCUGCUAUUGAUCAUCAUCUUCAUCACAUGGAAAGUAUGGGACAAACACAAGAAAAAAACAACAAUGAGUCAAAAUCAGGGAAACACAGAUUUGACACUGAACCCAGACCCUGAAUAUGCAGCAAUAGGCAACAUCAAGAGAGACCCCCCAGGGCAGGCCUCUGAGGAGCCUGGUGCUGAUGUCACCUACAGCUCCAUUGUCCUGUCAGACCCAGAGCAGGUGUCCUCUAGAUGUUCUUCACACCGUCCUGCUGUAACCCCAGCCAGCGAUGUGGUCUACAGCUCAGUCGCCCUGAAGCACAGAGAGUAGGGGGCAGCAACACCAAGAGGCUCCUCAACAUGUGGGGAGCUGCUGCUCAUGAUGAGAGCUGUGAGGGACACGCAGAUACUGCAUUGAUGGGGAGGGAUAAUCACCAGAGAGGAGCAUCUUACAGUGAUGUGAGCUGUAUUUAAAUGGCAUGCAGCACUGUCACAUUACAGUGUGACGGUAAGAAUCAGCCAGUGAGAAACACAUUCAUGGCUGUUGUGCAUUUGAACCAUGAUCAAGGUGCUAUUUGUCUCACUUGUACGUUGCAUUGCAGAAAUUAAAAUUUAAUUAAAAUAGAUGUAAGUGUAAGACAUUAUCUUGGUGUGCAAACUGUCCCUUUUCAUUCAUAUUAAUGGAAAACAAAUAUCAUUAGCAAUUCUAGUUGAUUUGUAUAAUAUAGUUUCCAGAAUAAACAGUAUUUUGAGAAAGUGUUAGAAAGUGUCUUGUGCAUAUACAGUUUAUGCAGAGGUGAGGGUCUACUGAGGUCUAAGCACAAUUAUUGACAGUGGAAUUGAAAUCUGCCCUGUUACCAUUAUAUCAUGUUUCAGUAUAAAAACUUUAGUUUUUUUCCACAGAAUGUUAGGCUUUUGUUUACUGAUAAAUGGAGUAUUAUUGAAAAUGCAGAUCACAGACUGUGUGACUCGUCAUACACAAUGUUAAUAAAAACGCUUUUUAUUA